AUGAUGCAUUUCUCCCUCUUCCUCACUGGCCUCGCCGCAACCCUAGCGGCAGCCGUGCCCCUAGAUGAACAACUCUUCGGCAGAUCAGUAGACCUGGGCUCCAAACUUCACGGAGAAGACCGUCUCAACGGGACUUACACGGCCACCUGGACAAACGUCCGCAACUGGGUCGGCGGAAAAGGUUGGAACCCCGGCGGUCCCAAGGUUGUCCAAUACAACGGGACGUGGUCCGGCAGGAACGUCAACUCGUACCUCGCGCUAUACGGAUGGACCAAGAAUAGCCUAAUCGAGUACUACAUCGCCGAAAGCUUCGGCUCGUAUAACCCCAGCAGCGGGACUUCGCGCCUCGGCACCGUCAACAGCGACGGCAGUGAUUACGACAUCUACCGCACGCAGAGAGUGAACCAGCCUUCGAUCGUUGGGCGUGCCACCUUCUAUCAGUUCUGGUCGGUUCGCAGGAAUCAUCGCGUAGGAGGUACCAUCACUGUAGCCAAUCACUUUACUGCUUGGGAGAAAAGUAACCUCAAGUUGGGCACUCACGAUUACAUAAUCUUGGCUACCGAAGGUUAUGGAAACAGUAGUUCUUCUGCAAUCACGGUAAAGGAGGUUAGUAUAGAGGGGGUUCCCUGUCCCAAUAAGCCUAACUCGAGGAGAGACAAUAACUAA
Podospora bellae-mahoneyi is the source of this 666-nucleotide messenger RNA. RefSeq names its product Endo-1,4-beta-xylanase 2. The record is from RefSeq and is a predicted model, not a curated record. The coding region runs from base 1 to 666 and encodes 221 amino acids. NCBI's taxonomy places the organism in Eukaryota, Fungi, Ascomycota, Sordariomycetes, Sordariales, Podosporaceae. Gene Ontology annotation, biological process: xylan catabolic process. The transcript is spliced from 2 exons. Gene Ontology annotation, molecular function: hydrolase activity, hydrolyzing O-glycosyl compounds.